AGGUGGCCCAACCUCGACGACCCCAUUUACCCCCUGAUGGCUAACCUUCCUCAGUCAUUAUCUCUGAAUUCUUCCUUUGGGGGCCCUAAUCCUACUUCUACCAGCGCCAUCGCCAUCGCUGCUCAGGCCAACAAGGACCGGAAAAUGGCGUCCGCCGAGCAGUUGGUACUCGAGCUCAGUAAUCCUGAUCUUAGAGAAAAUGCUCUUCUGGAUCUCUCCAAGAAGAGAGAAAUAUUCCAAGAUUUGGCCCCAUUGUUGUGGAAUUCUUUUGGUACCAUUGCUGCACUCUUACAGGAGAUAGUAUCAAUAUACCCUGUUCUUUCUCCACCGACUCUAACUCCAGGUGCAUCAAACCGAGUUUGCAAUGCACUCGCUCUUCUUCAGUGUGUUGCUUCUCAUCAAGAUACGAGGACAUUGUUCCUAAAUGCCCAUAUACCUUUAUAUCUGUACCCUUUCCUCAAUACAACAAGUAAGACAAGACCUUUUGAGUAUCUGAGGCUUACCAGCUUGGGUGUUAUUGGUGCCCUUGUAAAGGUUGAUGAUACAGAAGUCAUCAGUUUCCUUCUCUCCACAGAAAUUAUCCCCUUGUGCCUGCGCACAAUGGAGAUGGGCAGUGAGCUUUCGAAAACAGUGGCUACAUUUAUAGUUCAAAAAAUUCUGUUGGAUGAUGUGGGGCUGCGUUAUAUUUGUGCAACAGCAGAGCGGUUCUUUGCAGUGGGUCGUGUUUUGGGAACCAUGGUUCAGUCUCUUGCUGAGCAACCCUCUCCACGUCUGCUGAAACAUAUCAUUCGUUGCUAUCUAAGACUGUCUGAUAAUCCAAGGGCUUGUGAAGCAUUAAGAAAUUGCCUUCCAGAAAUGUUAAGGGAUUCAACCUUUAAUAGUUGCCUUUGUGAUGAUCAAACAACUAAGCGUUGGUUGCAACAGCUGGUGCAUAAUGUGGCAGCAGGAGGCAGGGUUGCUGGCCUUCAAUCUGUGGCAGGACUUGAGCAUAUGCUUGGUAGCGGUGUUGUCUAACUAAAUUUUCUUCUGCGUCCGGCAAGCCGAAUGGAAGCAACGA
This is a messenger RNA of Telopea speciosissima, 1057 nucleotides long. RefSeq names its product CCR4-NOT transcription complex subunit 9-like. NCBI's taxonomy places the organism in Eukaryota, Viridiplantae, Streptophyta, Magnoliopsida, Proteales, Proteaceae. Bases 37 to 1014 code for a protein of 325 amino acids. Gene Ontology annotation, biological process: mRNA catabolic process; negative regulation of translation. The record is from RefSeq and is a predicted model, not a curated record. Gene Ontology annotation, cellular component: CCR4-NOT complex; CCR4-NOT core complex; P-body. The transcript has 9 exons.